Molecule: messenger RNA, 1790 nt
Organism: Cydia splendana
Lineage: Eukaryota; Metazoa; Arthropoda; Insecta; Lepidoptera; Tortricidae
Gene: rasp
Product: protein-cysteine N-palmitoyltransferase Rasp
Exons: 4
Coding region: 204-1790 (528 amino acids)
Biological process (GO): protein palmitoylation
Cellular component (GO): endoplasmic reticulum
Molecular function (GO): palmitoyltransferase activity
Source: RefSeq, a predicted model, not a curated record
CUCAUUCGUAAUCAUUAUUUCCAUUCAUUCAUAUCCGAAACGUCAUACUGAACCAAACCAAACUUAACUUGUCAAAAUUACUAACAACACGAAACCGGAUAAAUUCAAAAAUGUGAAAGUAAAUAAUAAAUAGAAAAUGUACACUACGUACGCCUUAUAUAGAACUGUGAUAUUUAUUUAAUAAUGCAACAUAUCUUAAAAAAAUGACAAGCAAAUUGAAUUCGGUCGAGUUAUACUUUUACUUCAGUUUAUGGAUUUUUGCUAAUUUAUUUUCUUUGUUUAAGUUAUUUCAGGUUCAGAGUGAAUUGUUUGGUAAUAAUGAAAAACCUAAAUGGCCAGAUCUGGUGGAUGGCUGGAGCUUUCUGUCCAGGCACAGAGAUGUUUCAGACCUUGAGUGGAGUUGUUGGAAAUAUUUCUUUCAAAGAUCUUGGUACUACCUGAUAUUUCAAUUUGUCAUAUCUGAAAUGGUCCGCACAUUUAACAUGAAAUAUUUAAAAUAUUGGUAUAUAUUAUCAAGUAUUAUUUACAUGCUAGCCUAUACGGGCAUUAAACAAAUGACCCUUGUUGUUUUUCAACCGAUAAUAUAUCUAGCAGUAAUCUUCUAUGGAGGUGGAAAAACCAUUCUAUGGACGCUUAGUAUUGGUUUACUAUUUUGCUUUAAUGUUAUGAAAUACAAAAACUUCUUUUGGGAUAUUUUUGAUGCCGAACAUUUUUAUGAUGAAGAGAUAUAUUUGACGCUAGUAUGUACGUCAUGGAUUGAACUGAGAUGCAUCAGUUUCUGCAUUGACUACAUAGACAUGAAACAUAAACUGAAUGUCACUAAAAUUGAUGUUGUGACCAACAUGUUAAGUUACAUAUUUUACUUGCCCCUUAUGCAUACUGGACCUAUAGUGCUAUAUGAAAAUUUUGAAAAAAGCUUACAUGUUAAGAGCAAUGAUAUAACAAAGAGAAUGAAGAGAUUCAUAUGGGACAUGAUUCUAUUUUCAAUAUAUACUUUUCUACUGGAUCUAGCUUUCCAUUAUAUUUAUUUUUAUGCUAUGCAGAAUGAAAUAGAGGCAAUCACAGACCUCCCGACCAUGGCUCUAUGUGGCGGAGGGCUAUGGAUGGGUUUGGAGUUCCACAUGAAAUACGUCAUAUUCUACGGCACUACAUCGGCAUUCGCGCGGCUAGACAAUAUAGAAGCCCCGCCGAACCCAAGAUGUAUAGCCAGGGUACAUGUGUAUUCACACAUGUGGAGAUAUUUUGAUGUUGGACUGUACAAAUUUUUGAUAAAAUACAUCUACAAACCCAGCCUCAGCGCAAUUCCAAGAUAUAUAAAUUUACCGGUGACAAUUCUCAAAUUGACUGCAUCAUUUUUUACGUUUAUAUUUAUCUUUUUCUGGCACGGCACUGUCUGGGACAUAUUUGUUUGGUCGGCACUUAAUUUUAUAGGCAUUACAUUAGAACAACUGGGUAAAUCUGCUGCAACCACUGAAACAUAUAAAUGGUUCAAGAAAGAAGUGUUACGAACAAAUGAAAUGGAGAUACGAUUUUUAGCUAUGGCCUGCACUCCUCUAUUGAUAAUGUCGGCUAUAUCGAACUUUUACUUAUUUGCGGGUAGUAAGGUAGCCAAUAUAUUUUUUGCAUGUUUCCUUCAACCUUCUCCGUGGAACUCUGUCAUAGUAACUUUAGCGAUGUACAGUUGCUGUCACGUUUCUAUAGCCCUUCAAAACGUCCCUUCCAGAACAUAUAUUGAUUACGAAAACUCGAAUUUGAAGCCCGCAAAAUUAUCCAAAAAAUGUAAUGAGUAA